GUUUGGACGAGGUAACGAUAUUUAAGCAUAACUUAUUCAGGUUUCGUAAAUCUUCGUUAUGAGUUUAUAAUAUAUUUCAACUAUAACACUUGCUUUUGAAAAUCGCAUUUAUUUUUAAUAAUGGGAUUAUAACAAUCCUUAUGUCUCACGAGUCUGUUUUCUUGCUAUUUUAUAAUUCCGUAUUUUUGGGGUUUGACAAGUAGAAUAGUUAUUACGAAUAUGGAAACACCACAGACAAAGCAACAGUGACGUUCCAGGCGUUGGUUUUUCAUAUAGCCAAUCAGGUAACGAGAUUUCAUGAAUUAAACCAAUCAGAGUAAAGUUUUGUCACAUGGUAUUAUUUGUCGAUCUCCCAAGCCGGUUUCCUGAGCGAAGUAAACAAGAAACUGACGGUAUACCGGUAAUAGGCGCUGCCAAGGUUGUUCCGGCUGUAGAUAAAUACUGUCAGCUGUUUGUGCUGCAGGAGCAAAAGUAAUAUAUGAAAUAUAAGCUAAUCAGUUUCAAAACAGAAGACUUUCUAUGGUGUGAUUACUAAAAUGUCGACUGGAAAACGGUUAGCCAAACGAUCAAUUAUUGGAAUGAGAGUUUGUGCACCUAUUGAAGAUGGGCGUUUUUACCCAGGAGUAAUACAUGCAACGAAAACCGAAGCAGGUGGUAAAGAUACGAUAAUAUACUGCAUUUUGUUUGAUGAAAAGAAGUUGCCACUCAAGGAGUUCAGAGCUAACGAAUUAAUUGGGCCAAGUUUCCAAAAUAUUGCAAGUAUAAAACUUAAAAAUAAGCAAAAGGUUUACGUCACGUACAAUGGACGUGAAGUGGUGGGAACUGUGGUUCAUCACCGACCAGAUAUCGACCAGGUCAUUCUGAUUGUUGAACCUUCAUCACACAAUUGCCAUUUAACAAGGCCUGUAGAAUUAAAAAAGAAGAUAGAAGAAAUUAGACUGAUUGAAAGUCGUAAGUCGGUUAGACUUCUGGAUAAUGACACCGACUACUCCAAACUAGCUGAAGGACAAGAACCACGAAGAAGGACCUCAUCACUCACUAUCGAUGUCCCUUCAAAUUCAACACAGAGUGGUCGCAAGCGACGCCCAAGUUCAGCUGAAGAUGGUGACGUUAUGGAUGAAUGUAUGGCUGCUAUGGUACUAAUGAGUCUGUCUUGCAGUCCAAAGUCCCCACGCUUUCCUGAUUUUGGUGGUUACCCUUACUCCUAUAUAGGCAGCAACAGUAGCUCAGAUGUUUCCAGCUGGGAUAGUCUAGGAUCAUCUAUUCGAACCUCGACACCUUCACCCCCUAGUUCAUCAUCUGUUGUUGCAACAGAAACUGUGAAGCAGAAAGAAGUUCAAGAUGAAGGAAUUGAAAUGGAUGAAAGUGUGGUAUUUAUGGAAGAGUCUACUGUUGAUAAACGAAAGAAACAAGUUGUGUUCCAAUGUACUUGGCCAGGAUGUAGACGGCAAUAUGACACAUGUAAAGAUAUUGAAAAACAUGUUCGUACCUUACAUUUAAGGCAAUACAAACAACAGGGAAUAGAAUUGAAUGAUCAUGAGGAGGAGUUUUACUAUACAGAGAUUGAGAAAGAAAUUGAUGUGGGGAACCAGUUAUCACCACCACCCAGUUCAGAAAGUAAUGGAAUUGAAGGGCUAGUAUCUCCAACAUUACCAACUAUUUACACAUCUAUGGCUCCUACUCUUAGUCAUUUGGACAUGGUGAGACCUCCUGAAGAAAAUCCAGAGUUUAAAUGUCAGCAAGAACAAUGUUCAAAGUCAAGCCCUAUCAACAUCCCCCAAGGACAGACAUCAGUGAUUCAGUGGUAUCCACACCAUUCAUAUGCUGCAAGCCUUCCAAGUACUAUGGUUUCAACUCCUAAGUACAUACGUCUAAGCCCCAAAUCUCUUUCCACAUCACCCAAGUGCUUGCCACAACUACGAAAACUUCGAUCAGAAAGUCGAAAAUGUCGUAAAGUUUAUGGCAUGGAGAACAAGGACCUGUGGUGCACCCAGUGUAAAUGGAAGAAAGCUUGUACCAGAUUUGUGGACUAAAUGAGAUUGUUUAGCAACUGCGAUUGGAGAGAAUUAAUGAGACAUGCUUUAUUACAGUGACUUGUACAGCCCAACUAUAUAGAAAUACAGUUUGAUACUUACCAUUGAGAUUUAUUAUCACACUUUAGUACAAACUUGUAAUGUUAAGGCAUGUUGUUUACCAGAAUGUAUUGGAACAGAUUAUUACUAAACCAAGAACUUUUACUGAUUAAAUUGGCAAUUUUUGGCACAAGAAAUGUAAAUUUGCAUCUUUCCAUUUUUCACUUUACCAACUAAUAACUAUAUCUUUGUUUGUUUGUUUUUGUUUUUUUUUAAAAAAAAGAUUGUAUGUCACAUCAUUGUUCUUGGGUUCUUUAAUAGUUUUAUAAAACUACCUUAGAAGAGAGAUACCAAAUUAUAUAAUUUUAAACUGACUGCCAUAUUAAAUGUUGCUCAAAAACAUGAUAUUCAGGCUAGUGUAAGCAAUAUCUUUAUUUGAAACUGAUAGGUACUACAUAUUUUAAAAUAUUUUAUUAGAUAUUAACUUCAUAAGUGAUUAGUUUCUGUUCUUAGUAUGCCAUAUCUUUUCCAAAUGUAAUAAAGGUUAUUCAAGUUACAAAUAUAUUUAAGUAGAUGUGGAGCUAAGUUUUAUCAAGCAGCUAGCUUAUGCAAGUAAUUUGAUCUAUAGCUUUGUUUCUAAAAUGAGAGAAACUUAACUAGUAUUUAACACACACAUCCAGGACAUGAAAUUUUAAGUGACAGCUUUGACUUAGGGCAUUAUACUCACAAAGUUAAAUCUUCAUAUAUAUACGGUAGAGAAUCUUUUUUAAAGUUUUAUUUGUUUCAUAUUUUUACUGUAGAGUUUUAAGUACUUCAUAUCAAUUAUUAUUUUUUUUAAAACAAAGUUACAAAAGAAAAUUAAAGCACGAGCUUACAUUGCUGGAUUUGGUUUUUUGAUGACUUUUGUGUUAUAAUAUAAAUUGAAUGAUUUUCUAAGUAUAUUCACCUUGUUUUACAGUUCAUUAGCUACACAACACCUAAAUAAACCAAAUGUUCCUUAAGAUAUAUGAUCUUUGAACAGUCGAUGUUGAAGAACUGUCUUUAUGUUGGAGGAACCUAUUAUUCCACACUGACAUGUAACCAUAAGGAUACUACAGUAUUGGUUAAACCUUAUAUUACAUUAACAUGGAUAAGCCCACAUUUUAUAUGAUAUUAUAAGUUUUGAUGUAUGACCAACCAGAUAAUAUUGUUAGAUAAUUUUAUUGUUUAUCUUCCUUUCAAAAACUAUUAUAUUUUAAAAAAGGCUUAGUGUGUGCCUUUUUAUCUAGUUGGGUAUAUUUCUUAACAGUUAACUUUAUAAUUGCAUGACUUAUAUGACAUUUGCUAGGGAAAGUUCAUUGUCCCAUGGAAUUUUUUUUGUGAAACUUUGAAGUUAUAGUUGGUAUCCAGUCCUAUUUUGAUAGUUUUGUCAUCAUUGCAUGCAGAUUAAAUUUGCCCAUUAUUUUUAAAAUUUUAUUUGUCUGUUUUUGGAAAUAUAUUUCGCUCUCUCUUUCUUUACUUUUCAACUGUGAAAAUAAUCUUACUGGAAAAUGGGUUAUGUAUUCUUAUUAUGAAUUAAAUUUCUUAGUCAUUAAGAGCACAACCUCAACCUACAGAGUGAGGUUGUCACUUAUUGCGUGUAACUUUAACCUCUGGUUAGCUGUUAAUAAAAAUGUCAUUUCUACAUUGUAAUACUAAAAUUGUUGUCAAAAAAUGGAAACAUCCUGUUGUACUUUUAAAAAGGAAAUCUCAGCUAUUGUGGCAAUAACAGAUAAAAACCUUUUUAAUAGCUCUGCUCCACUGGAUUUUUAUAAAUUUAUUUUUGAAAAUGUAAUUCUUUAUUAUUAGAAAAAUGUGAAAUAAUUGUUUUUGCACCUGCAGAAAAUUUUCAUAACAUGUAAAUUCAUAAGUAUAAUAUGUUAGUAAUAUAAAUAAUGUUGAAAUUACUUCACAUUUAUUAUGUUAAUUUUGUAUUAUGUUUUUAAGACUUUUAUGCAAUAUUAAUAUUUGAUUUCAGUUUUAAUCCACCUGUGAAAAAGUCACUUCCUACUAUGAUCUUUAAAAUUGUUAGUAAAUGUUCCUGACCAAUGUUUUAUUGAGGCUUCUUUUUAAUCAUAAAAAUUCUGUUGAUUAAUAUGAAUCUUCAAAAAAAUUGGAAUUAUAUAAGCAUUCUAUUAAAUAGUAGGGUGGUUUAAUCCUAAUGGUGGGUAUAAAAAAACAUACAAAGUAGUUGGUUGAAUAAUGAUUUUCAUUCACUGCAAAUCCUUGCAAGGCAGAAAAAUGUUUUAUUUUGUUACUGCAGUAAGUAUGAAGAAAAACAUUUGUAAUGAUUGAAUUUCAGAAUCUUCCAAGUAAACAAACGUAUUUCCAGAUUUAGGUGUUAUAUAUGUAAAAUUCUCAAUCUUAUUGUACAAAAACAUUAUUUUGCAAUUUUUGUUACGAUUUGAAAAUUAUAGUAAGUGAUGAAAAUUUUGACACUUCUGAAAAUGCUGUGGGCUUUAUUCUGUUGGAAGAAAUGAGCUGACUUCCUUUCAUUACAGGAUAAGGACCAUUUAUUCACAUUUAGAAGAUAAUUUGUGCCUUAAUCAUUUACCUCAGGAGAAAGCUGUAUAUAACUAUUUGUAAAUCCUCAAAGAGAAAGGCAAGCAUACAAGAAAUAGACCUUACAGAUAACAGUGUAUCUUUAUAAAGUUUUAUAGCUUUUUGUUUGUUUUUUACUGAAUAAGACAAGAAUUGUCACUUUUCUAUCACACUGUGAUAUUAAGAAAAUAGUUUGAUACUGUAUGUUUUAUACAUCUUUUUAACAAGUUAAUUUUAAAAUGAAAUAUAAAUGUGAGUUCUGAUGCAAGAUGCUAAAUACUACCAAAAAUAGUUUUUGUAUAAAUUUGAUGUGAAUCAAACUGAAAUAGAUUAAUAUCAUCAUUAAAAUGUGUGACAAUAUACUGUCAAUUUUGCAGUUUGUUUCACCUUUAAAUAGUGUAUAUGUAACAACAACAAAAAAAAAAACUUACUGUUGUGGUUGUACAUCUUGUAGUCCUGUACUUGAUGCAAUAUCUCUCUAACAUCUUUGUUGUCUCUCUUAAUUGCACACAUGUUCUCUCCAGAAAAAAAAAAUAUAAAUUUUAGAAUUUUUUGCAGAACAUUUUCAUGCUUAUAUCCUUUUGUAGCUAGUAGCUACAGUUAUAAAUAUUUUUGCCAUAUAAUUUACAUUGUUGUUGUAGUCUUGAGAGUAAUAUAACUGUAUAGUCACAGAGUGAACAAAACACAGAAUGUGGCUUAAACUGUGUUUGGUAAAUUAAAUGUUUCUACUUAGUUCUUGUUUGAUAUAUAUAAAGUAGUUGUUUUAUAAAUGUGUCACUUGUAAUGUGUGCUUUAUUCAAAAGUUGAAUUAUGAAGUUGGAGUUAGUAGACUUUCAAAAAGUGUUUUGACUAUGUUAUGUUUUUUCAUUAUAUUGCAUUUGUUGUUUCUCUUAAUGUUUAGGGAUUGUAUUUGUAACAAAGGUAUGUUUGAAACAUAAUUAAAAUGCCCAGGUAAAAUGACUAACUAGUUCAAAUCAGUGUGAAAUAGAUGUUGUUUUCACACUCAAUAACACUUAUAAAAAAUGGUACAACUGGCUUUUGUUAAGAAAUAAUUAUCGGAAUAUAUUACAAGCACUUAAUUUUUUGGUUACUAAAUCUUGUAAGCAGCCAAAAUCAUGUUUCAAUCAUGAUUUUAACUUUUAUUAUCUAAGGAUGUAAAACAUUUUUGCUGUGGAUGUACUGUGUCAUCUAAUUAUUUCAUGCUUUUUCUUAAUUGUAAACAAUGUUUAGUUACUUAUGUCUAUUUGAGAUUGGUGGUCAAAUCCAUUGCGUAUUUUUUAAUAAUAUUAAACAUUCUUGCAUUUUAUUUAGUUGAUUAUUGUAACUAAUAUUUAACUGCAGUAUCUAUUGACUUUUAAUAUAGACAAAAUCCUCUUGUUAGCAUUGUUAGUACUCAGUCUCUCAAGUAGGGUAAAUUUUCAACUUUAUGAGGUUAUGACACUUAAAUUACUAUCUAUGGUAACACCAUAGAAGUUAUUAUUGAGUGUUAUUUAAAUGAAUAAACUAGUAAAAACAUUUGUUAUCAUUGGAUGUACCAAUGCUAAACAUUACCCAAAAAAAGCAAGUACUUUCAGCUGGUAGGCUUUUAUUCACUCUGAGCUAAAGGGCACAGAUGAAAGUGCUCACUUAUUUUGGGCUAUUUUUAGCUUUAUUGUGUAAUUUUAAGUUGUUUUUUUUAUGUGAUCCACAGUGCUGUCACUUAAAUGGAUUAGUUUAAAAUAUAUAUAUAUGCUUUUUACAAGUAUGUUUUAUUUCAAUGUUGUCUUUAUAUUUUCAUUA
Messenger RNA from Limulus polyphemus (Atlantic horseshoe crab), 6410 nucleotides. Its product is annotated as zinc finger protein 704-like. Gene Ontology annotation, biological process: regulation of transcription by RNA polymerase II. The record is from RefSeq and is a predicted model, not a curated record. Gene Ontology annotation, molecular function: DNA-binding transcription factor activity; RNA polymerase II cis-regulatory region sequence-specific DNA binding. Lineage: Eukaryota; Metazoa; Arthropoda; Merostomata; Xiphosura; Limulidae. The transcript is spliced from 7 exons. Gene Ontology annotation, cellular component: nucleus. The coding region runs from base 537 to 2033 and encodes 498 amino acids.